AUGGCAGCAGACUACAGCACCGUCCCGUCCAAUGCAGUCAAGAUCCCGGAACCAUUCCGCAUUGAAAUUCCAGAGCAACAGCUUGGAGAGUUCAAGACGCAGCUGAGAUUGUCGAAGAUCCCCAUGCGAACAUACGAGAGUACGCAGGAAGAUGGAAGAUUUGGAAUUAGCCAUAAAUGGAUGAUGGAGGCGAAGAGGUUUUGGGAGGAGCGGAAGAGCGAAGAUUAUAUCAACUUCUUCCCCAACUUUAUCGCAACAGUCCAUCUGCCUGUCGAGAAAGAGAUAUCCAAAGUGCAUUUCGUCGCUCUAUUCUCUCACAAACCCGAUGCUGUUCCGAUCACUCUAUUCCAUGGCUGGCCAGGCUAUGCCUUCUCCUCCCACCCACCAUUAACACACGGUUUCAAUUGCACUGAUGUUUCCGACAUCAUGAACCAACUCAUGCUGGAUCUUGGAUUUGGGCCGUCAGGCUAUCUGGCCCAGGGAGGUGAUCUUGGGAGCUUUGUGGCGAGAGGUUUGAGCACGGAGCAUGAGGCGUGUAAAACAAUCCACGUAAAUUUCUACAUAGCUCCUACCCUUACUACAGCCCCCGAAGGAAUCCCCUCUGAACCCCCGCUUUCUGAUAAGGAGCAAGCAGGUCUUCAGCGGGGCGCGGAAUUCCUGGAAAGAGGAGCAGCAUAUUCGAUGGAGGACGGUACAAGACCUAGAACAAUUGGAAUCGUGCUGGGUUCCAGCCCGCUCGCAUUAUUGGGGUGGAUAAGGGAAAAGCUCCUGUCAUGGACCAAUGUGCCGCUGUCUAUGGACGAGAUUUUGCGUUCUGUGACCUUGUAUUGGUUUACAGGGGAUUUAUCAGUAUCGGACUUGACCACUUUCCUGGGAUGGGGGCGGAGAGAUAAUAUGUGA
Messenger RNA from Paracoccidioides lutzii Pb01, 900 nucleotides. RefSeq lists its product as hypothetical. Bases 1 to 900 code for a protein of 299 amino acids. The record is from RefSeq and is a predicted model, not a curated record. Gene Ontology annotation, molecular function: epoxide hydrolase activity. Gene Ontology annotation, biological process: epoxide metabolic process. The transcript is spliced from 5 exons.